Messenger RNA from Fonsecaea nubica, 435 nucleotides. RefSeq lists its product as hypothetical. Gene Ontology annotation, molecular function: carbon-sulfur lyase activity. The transcript has 2 exons. Lineage: Eukaryota; Fungi; Ascomycota; Eurotiomycetes; Chaetothyriales; Herpotrichiellaceae. The record is from RefSeq and is a predicted model, not a curated record. The coding region runs from base 1 to 435 and encodes 144 amino acids.
AUGCCAACUGGAGGGUGCCUUUGCGGUCAACUCAGAUAUGAGUAUACCGGUGAGCCCGUUAUGAAGGCAAUAUGCCACUGCGUAACCUGUCGACACGUCAGCGGCAGUGUAUUCACUACCAACAUCGUUGUCCCAGAAGGAAAUUUCAAGAUCACAGCGGGGACGCCGAAAAGAUACGCAGCAACUCAGGACAGCGGAAUGACGUUGACAUAUUCCUUCUGCACUGAGUGUGGAUGCGUUAUCAACAAGGUCGGAGACGCUGAGGCUUUCCGCGGUGUCAUUCUCGUUGUGGCUGGGUCUCUUGACGACGAGUCCGCAGUGGACACGGCUGAUCCUAACGUGGAGUUCUACGUUAGCAAGCGGGCCUCAUGGCUUCCAGCGCUUGAUGGCAAAGGGCAAUUUCACGAGUUCGAUAACAAAAAUGCUCGCAUGUAG